UGUGUGGCCCUAGACAAUUUAUGGUCUGGACAAUGACGCAGCCCAUAAGACUGAGAAUCAUCCUUGGUGAAAAUGAUGCGAGGAAGCUUAUUCUGCCAGCAGGGAUACCAGACUCCAUAGAGGAAUUGUGCCAGACAAUAAAGACGAGUUUUGGAUUGCAACAAGAUUUUCGGCUUCAGAAUCAGGAUGCUGAUUUUGGAAAUGAGUUCAUCAACCUUUCCGUGAUCUCCGAAGUAGUUGACAAAGCAACCAUUAAGGUGAUCUUUUUGCAAAGUUUUACUGAAGAUGAUGCAGUGAUAGGUCAAGCAGCCCAGGGCCUAACAUAUUCCUCAUCAGUCUCCUCGGUUGACACAGAUGAGACAGAGCCUGUUUCUUCAGAUUCGUCCUCAUCUUCAAGGCAGUGGGUUUGGCCAAGUGUUUUCCCAGUCCCUUCUUUCAGCUAUGAUGCUGAACUGCAACUUGAAAAGGCCAAUGCUGAGUACAAUGCCAGUGGAAUCCGCUUGAGCCCCUCACCAAAACUGAAGUCUGCCAUUUUGCAAAGACUGUCAGAAGAAAUUAUUAAAUUCAAAGCCUACCCAACUGACCUUGAUCUAAAUGAUGUUGCAGAAGCCCUUGUGAAAAAGCAUCCUUGCCUGUGGGAGCAGGGAUCCUUUAAUGGCUGUUAUGGGUGGAAGAUUAGCCUUAAGUAUAAAAUGGCCAACUUCCGGACAACUCUAAGAGGCCUCGGAUGUGCUGAGGUGACAAUAAAUUCUCUGAAGAACAAGCCCAAAGACAGAUGUGUUCCAGCAAUGAAUGUGAAAAAGCCCAGAAGGGCAGAAGUCAAUUAUUGUCCACCGCAUCCAAAAGGAGAAACUGAUGAGAGUCUGGAAAAGGAGAGAAUUUCCCUGCUUUCAGAGAUUACAAAGAGAAACAAUGACCAUAUAGUGACUGAGAAAAUGGACACGACUUUCUCAUACCGAAGGCAAGAGGUUCUUCAAGGACAGCCCUUGGUUGCAGACUUCAAAAGCAGAUGGCCAGCUCUGUUCAGUGGGAAAGAGAUUGAUAAGGAGUUCCUGCGCAUCUCAACUGUACCUCUAAUAUCUACAUUCUUUGCUGAGCUGGACCAGUACUCGCCACGCUUGAUGGCGAUCUUUCAAAAAAAAGGUGGGGUGGCUGGAAGAAAAAUAAGACAGAUCAUGGUGGCCAUCUCAAAGGAUGACACGAUACAUACAAGACGAGCAUGCAUCCUCAAGUCCUUGUGCAUCUACUUGAACGAAGACCACGAGAAACUUGUGAAGGAGUACUUGGCCACAGACAACGAGGCCAAAACUACCAUGGAGCAAACAGUGAUGGGAGUCUACGUCAUUGAGAAGGAGGGUGCUGAACCUGGAGAUGACCCAGAGGAUGUUGGUGUACUGGUUGAAGGUGUGGAGGUCCUCCAUGGCUUGGGGAGCAUUGCAAUGGCUUGUGCGCUCUUAUUUGGACUCAUAUACUGUUUGAACCUGAGCUACCCACCAGAGCUCAAGUGCACGUUUGAGGUCCUGCAGAAGAUUCUGCUGAAGCUAGAUGGCCAGAGGUUGUCCUCAAAGGUACAAUUUCUGAAAAACAAGCUUCUGGAGUGAUUCAAGGCUGAGAAAGUCGUAAAAAGACAGAAGGAAUGCACAUAUCUUGAUUUAAUGCAGAUUAUUUUAGUGGCAAGUUCAUUCUACAUGCUUCUUUGUUAAAACAUUUUGAAUGUGCACCAGGACAAUUUUAUUUACAAAUAUUUUUUGUUUUUAUCAAAACAUAGCAAAAAGAUUGUGAGAAAUAUUACAGUAAUCUUUCACUACUUCUGAUUUAUUUUG
Messenger RNA from Notolabrus celidotus (New Zealand spotty), 1823 nucleotides. RefSeq lists its product as uncharacterized. Lineage: Eukaryota; Metazoa; Chordata; Actinopteri; Labriformes; Labridae. The record is from RefSeq and is a predicted model, not a curated record. The transcript has 5 exons. The coding region runs from base 21 to 1601 and encodes 526 amino acids.